Messenger RNA from Uranotaenia lowii, 4899 nucleotides. Its product is annotated as transmembrane protease serine 9-like. The transcript is spliced from 7 exons. Lineage: Eukaryota; Metazoa; Arthropoda; Insecta; Diptera; Culicidae. Gene Ontology annotation, biological process: proteolysis. The record is from RefSeq and is a predicted model, not a curated record. Bases 617 to 3151 code for a protein of 844 amino acids. Gene Ontology annotation, molecular function: serine-type endopeptidase activity.
CGAUCCUCACUUAAUCAACCGCGUGCGUCACAUCUAAUCAGGGCAAAUCGUAAGAAUUUAUCGAGCCACUAAAACCCAUUUAAAGGCUACGCUUGUCAGCGACCACUAAGUGUGCAAUUGGAUCCUCGCGUUCACUCCGUAAGCACUCCCUAAGUCAGCAGUCGGUAGUGUGAUCAGCGUCAAUUCUCCAAGUGCUUGCACAUACUAGAUACCGAACUUAUUUUCCACGUUCCGACAGCUGUUGCUGCUGCUGGCUGCUCAUUACCGUCGUCGUGGAGUGGCGAAGAAUAAAUCUAAGAUAGCAGACGGUGGUGAAUCAAACGAGUUGUAUUUUCCGCAGCAUCAGCUCAAAUUUCCUCCCGAUCACAUAGCGUACUCUAUGGGAAACGGGGAUUCACUCGCUUACUGACUGCUGCAAACAUAUGUUGAACCAUUUGGUGAAGAAUCGUUUCUUUGGCGAAUUUAGUGAAAACAAAAUUAUUUCUCAAGAAAAUUAGAAUCGCAGUAGUCGACGCGCCGUGCCGUUGAUCAGAAAAAAAGGCGCGCAGAGCGCCGUCUAUUUUCGAUCAAAGGUGGCCACGACCACGUUCCAAGCAUAUAUCGUUUCGCAUAACGUAUGCGCGAAGUCGUUGGAACGUCUUUCUUUCCGAACAAACAAGUUUAUUUGGUGGAAAGCAGCGUAGCGAUUUGUAUUUUUUUUUCGGGGUGCAGGAAAAGUAGUCUUUCGAUUGCCGUUGUCAUGACCACCACUAUCGAAAUCGGAGUGCUGUUGUUGAUCGUCUCGACGAUAACAGUAGUCGAUUCACGGGCCACUCGAUCAAUUGCGAAAGGUGGCGACGAAGCAAACUGUGAUCUACCGGGCGAAACAGGUAGUGGUAGUGUUGUCGGAACCUGUCAAAGUGUCGACGCCUGCUUAGCUUACCGUCGGUUAAUGAAUGAUAGUGACUUCAAUUCAUUGCUAUCGGAUCGGAUCGAUUUUCAAGUAAAAGUUCGUUGCGGGAAGCACGAUGGCUCGGAAGUUUGCUGUCCUCCGGAGGGAGAAUCGUAUCGAUCGUUGUUUGAAGAAUCUGACGUCCAGGUCAGACCAUUUGUGGAGCAACAGGAUGAGCAGUGUGGAUAUCAGGCGUUCGGGUUUCGCAUUCUAGGUGGCAAAUUGGCAUCGAUCGACGAGUUCCCCUGGACGGCUAUGUUGUUGCGUCAAGAGACUUUAUCUCGAAGUCUGCUUUACCAUUGUGGAGGCGCGCUUAUUAGUCGGACGUUUGUACUAACGGCGGCACAUUGCGUCGUGGAUGAAACGGGAAGAGCAGCCAAGGGGCAGAAUCAGAUCAAAACCGUGCGCCUGCGUGAGUACAACACCUACACCGAUCCCGAUUGCGUCAUCGAGGGUGGCUACAUGGACUGUGCCGAGGAAAAGUUGGAUCUCCCGCCGUUGCGCAUAAUUCCACAUCCGGACUUCAACCCGACCGGCAAGCUGCACGACAUAUCCUUGAUACAGAUCGACCCUGUGCCACCCUAUUCGGACUUCAUACGGCCGAUUUGUCUCCCUGAGCGGACGCUAGAAAACGGAGUGGGAGAAAAUAAGAAGUUCAGCGUAGCAGGCUGGGGAAAAACCAACUUCUUUUCGAAUCAACCGAUCUCGUCCAGUUCUAGUCCCGUAAAGAUGAAGGUGGUGUUGCCGUUUGUGGGUUUAGAACGGUGCCGUCGGAUUUACCGGAACAUGAAUGUUCAUUUGCAGGAAAGUCACAUCUGUGCCGGAGGUCACAAACUGAAAGAUUCCUGCGCCGGCGAUAGCGGAUCUCCUUUGAUGUACUACGACUAUCUGAGCUCGUUUUGGGUGCUCACUGGAGUGGCUAGCUUCGGAGUGAAGGACUGUGGCCGUGAGGGAGUCCCCGGUGUUUACACCAAUGUGCGGGAAUACCUGACGUGGAUCAAAGAGACAAUAAAAGUUAGAGACAGUAUGUUGCGAUUUGUGAUUACGGUUACGAUUUUAACGAUCGCGCCAGUUCGUAGUGGUGAAGAUCGGGGUCCAAUUUGGGAAGUCGUAACAAAAUGUCAGAUACCGGGUGAAUCGGUUGAAGGCAUUUGUCGCAAACCGGCCAACUGUCCCGCCUAUGGACGGAUAAGUGAACUGGAUAGUGCAUAUUCGAUCGGACGGUUGAGUUUUAUUCAGCAGUUGCAAUGCUCGGGGAUGUCUGAAGGGGAAAUUUGUUGUACUCAAGCUGGAAACGAUUAUAUCAAUCCUUCAUUGAAUGAAAGUGUACCAAUAAGGCCUCGAGGUGAUGUAAUUUCUAUCGGAAUGAGAAGUGGCUUCGCUCAUUGUGGUCUCCAGACUCCCGGAAUAAGAGUUUUUGGCGGAGAAAUUGCUUCUAUCGACGACUUUCCCUGGAUGGCAAUGCUUCUGUAUCAAGAUCCCAGGGAAAAGGAACCUCAGCCGGGAUGCGGAGGCGCCAUUAUCAGUACGUCAUUUGUUGUGACUGCAGCACACUGCCUGGUUGGGCCGAUCAUCGAAAGAAAAGGCAACCUGAAAUUGGUCCGAUUAGGAGAGUAUGACAUUAAUAGGGAUCCAGACUGCAUGGUGGUUGGAAAGUUAAAGGAUUGCACGUACGGUAAAGUGGACAUACAACCCAAACGAAUUGUUCCACACCCGGACUACGUACCGACUUCACAACACCAGCACAACGAUAUAGGGUUAAUUCAGCUAAGUCAACCUGUGGAAUACACGGACUUCAUCCAACCUAUCUGCCUACCGGAUGCUUCAUCUAGUAUCGAUUCCUACCGCGGGGUGCAGCUCAGUGUGUGCGGUUGGGGUAGAACAAACUUUUUCCGACAGCAGACAGCGCCCAGCAUGCCCAGUCCUAUCAAGUUGAAGGUGCACUUACCGUACUUCGAUCACAAGAGUUGCAAGGAGAUCUUUCAGCCCAAGUUGAACCUAAAUAAUGGGCAAAUUUGUGCCGGCGGUAAGAAAGAAAAGGACUCGUGUGCUGGAGACAGCGGUUCACCGCUCAUGUACUACGAUACUCAGCGAGGAACUUGGCGACUGGUAGGAAUUGUAAGUCAGGGAGUUCAAAAGUGCGGCUCGGAGGGCAAGCCCGGUAUUUAUACCAAUGUCCGUGAAUACGUCUCGUGGAUCGAGAAAAAUAGCAAAACUUAACAUUUAGUAGAAAAUAAAUAAAAAGUUCAGAAGUUCGGAUGAUUUGUAGUAAAAUUUGUUUUUUGUUUGUGUUAAAUCGGCCAUUUUUUUUCUAACUUGAGAAACCAGUGCAGUGCAGUGUAGAAGCUUGAACAAGCUACUGAUGUUUAAAGAAUUAUCGAUUUCGGACAGCCGCAGAAAAAGAAGGGGGUAGUUGGCUUAGUAACGGACGAUUAAAACUGAAACUUUUAUAAUUUUGCCAUCAAAAAUGUUAUUAACAAUUCUCAUGCUGGACUUUGAUUUGGUCCUGGAUCCUGAGGUAAUCUCAGAAACUGAUCCUCAGCGAAACUUUUUUUUGUGGAGAAAUGAAUCCAACUGCGUAAGUUAAAAUUUCAUGGAAAAGAUUUGAUGAAUCCUACAUCCUGAACCUGAUCCCAAUCCUUAAAGCUAUACCCUAAUCUGGAUUCUAAAUCCUUUCCCUUGAUCUUGAUCCGGGUCUAAAUCUAAAUCUUUAUCCAGCAUACCGAUACUGAACCAUGAUCGCGUAUCCUGGUGGAUCCUGAUUAAGAAUCUUGGAACCUACAAUAGUUAAAAGUUUUUCCGAAUUAAUUGAAAAUUCUAGGGGAAUUGAGGGUAAAAACAGCCAUAACUACAUUUUCGAAAGCGUACGGUGGAGAAAAUAGCCUUCAUUCGAUUUCUCGGAAUAAAAUCACACUAUUUAAAUAGGUCUGAUCCAACAUUUUUCAGUCAGAACAUGCUAUAUCUUAACUUUAUCGAAGAAGUUGAGAAAUUAAGGGUAAAAUUACCAUUACUCGGAUUUCAGAUGCGUGCGGUGGCUCUAACAACCUUAAUUCGAUUCCUCGGAAAAAAAAUCACACAAGAUAGGUCUCAUUUGAUUCAAUAUUUCGAAGUCCGAGCUCGUUUCUUUCUGAAUAAAUUGAAAAAUGAGGGGAAUUGAGGGUAAAACAGUCCAUUUUCCAAAGCCGGUAGUAGCUCAAAUAGCCAUCAUUUGAUUCUUCGGAGAAAAAAUCACACACGAUAGAUCUAUUUUUGUUCAACAAUUUCUCGUUCAAAUCAAUGUGUUUCUGGAUUGUUUACAAAAUAUAAGGGAAUUAGAGGUUAAAAAGGCACUUUAACCACUGAUCAUACUGACAGGACACUUAGAACAAAAAUUCGAUCAUUUUCUGGCUAAUUUUUUUCGUCAAAUUAAGCAGGUUCGCAAUACCGACGGCAGGUGGCGAACCUACAAUUUUUCCAAUAGAAAUGCCCUGUAGGAAAAAUGUACCUCUUUUGCACGAUUUUAUUGUCUAAAUUGCCUGUUUUUUUUGCGAAAGUCGGAUGGCACUUUCUAACUGGGAUAGCAUUUCUUCAAAUCGAUCAAUACGCAAUCUGGAAUCGAUAUUGCGUACUGUUGGAAAUAUUAUCCAAAAAACGAAAUCGAAUGUCCAGUCAGUAUGGUCAGUGCUAUAACUCCGUUCGUAAACUUGUGCAGGCGUAUGAAAAUAUGUCCAAUCGAUUCUCCGGAUAUUUUUACUAAAGGGAGGUAUAUUUUCAUACAUGUGGUCUGAAAAGGAACCUUCUCAUGAUUCUGAAUUGGUGAUUGGAGAUACUAAAGCCGGACUUAACCCACAAUCCUUCAAUGGAUCACUUGAUGACCUGUCCGAUCCCCCCAAAAAUCCCUAAUAAUAGAGUGAAGCUAGUUAAUAUUUAGUCACUAAGAAUCUCGUUGUUUUUAAAAUAAGUAAAAAUACUUAGCUUCGUGAUAUGUA